CAUCGUAAGCUUGUCAUCCAACGCUCAACAAAUCCAUCUAAUUACGAUUUAGUACACUUUACCCUAAUAAAUGGCACCGAAGGCAGAGAAGAAACCGGCCGAGAAGAAGCCCGCCGCUGAGAAGGCUCCGGCGGAGAAGAAGCCAAAGGCGGGGAAGAAGCUCCCAAAGGAAGGUGCGGCUGCCGCCGGAGACAAAAAGAAGAAGCGCGCGAAGAAGAGUGUAGAAACUUACAAGAUCUACAUCUUUAAGGUGCUGAAGCAGGUUCAUCCUGACAUCGGGAUCUCGAGCAAGGCCAUGGGAAUCAUGAACAGCUUUAUCAAUGAUAUUUUUGAGAAAUUGGCUCAGGAAGCGUCUAGGCUUGCAAGGUACAACAAGAAGCCUACGAUUACUUCUCGGGAGAUUCAGACUGCUGUCCGAUUGGUUCUUCCUGGAGAACUGGCAAAACACGCCGUUUCUGAGGGUACAAAGGCUGUUACCAAAUUCACUAGUUCUUGAAAUGAUCGUUUAUUAGGGUUCUGUCGCAUUUUUCUUUUUGAUUUCAUUUUCUGUGUUGGUAGGGUUUGAAUGUAUGAUCUGCAAGUUUCCUAAUCUGUAAUUCUGAAUGUAAAGAAUGCUAUUUGGGUUUUAUUGAAUUUGAUUUUCUGCCAUUCCA
Molecule: messenger RNA, 653 nt
Organism: Olea europaea var. sylvestris
Lineage: Eukaryota; Viridiplantae; Streptophyta; Magnoliopsida; Lamiales; Oleaceae
Product: histone H2B-like
Exons: 1
Coding region: 71-496 (141 amino acids)
Biological process (GO): nucleosome assembly
Cellular component (GO): nucleosome
Molecular function (GO): DNA binding; protein heterodimerization activity; structural constituent of chromatin
Source: RefSeq, a predicted model, not a curated record